UUUCAAUUGAUCUUAAACCUGAGAACCGAGCAGUUAUAACUCUUAUCCUACGAUGGAAGAAUUAGAUAUUGGAACGAAUUUUGAUAUCCACGGUGAAAUGACGGAGACACCUAUGUCUAGAACUCAUCAAUAUCGGAAAGUGAUGAAACCUCUCCUGGAACGGAAGAGAAGGGCACGGAUCAACAAGUGCUUGGAUGAACUUAAAGAUCUGAUGGUUCAUGCACUUCAACACGAAGGAGAAAAUAUAACAAAGCUGGAGAAAGCUGACGUGUUGGAGUUGACUGUGAGACACUUGAGGAAGCUGAAGAGACAGCAGAUGUUGGCCUUGAACCCUGGACUUGAUCUGGAUAGAUUCCAUGCAGGAUAUACUGCCUGUGCUACUGAAGUUAAUCGUUGUAUGUCAAAUAUAUCUGGAGUUGACGGAGCCAUGAAUAACCGUCUUAUGAACCAUCUUGGACAAAGAUUAACAUCAUACGAAGCUGUGAGUCAAAUUCAUCCCGGAGCACCUCAACCAAACCUUCUUACUUCUCACCAGGUUCCUCUUACAGUAGUUCCUCCCCAACCUAACCUAAGCAAUUCCAAACUAUCUCCAUACACAGACUCAGAUCAUGGUUACAACAGCGGAAGAGACUCUUCUCCUUCUCCGACACAGGAUAUCAAAAGAGAACCUGAGUCUGUCUGGAGACCGUUCUAGAGAAUCUGAACCUGUCUGGAAACCGUUCUAGAGAAUCUGAAUCUGUCUGGAGACCGUCCUAGAGAAUCUGAACCUGUCUGGAGACCGUUCUAGAGUAUCCGAACCUGUCUGGAGACCGUUCUAGAGAAUCUGAAUCUAUCUGAAAAUCUUAGUUGUCGGAUAAUCCCCUGCUCAUUUGAUCUACUGAGCAUAAAGUUCAAAUCUUGUAAAAAAAAAAUCAUGCAAUGUCUUCCAUAUGCAGCCUUAUUCUAUAUAAUCUUGACUAAUGUUUCAUCCUUAUCUGUGAUAUUUAAAAUAUAAUUCAAAUCAAGA
Messenger RNA from Eurytemora carolleeae, 1006 nucleotides. RefSeq names its product enhancer of split mgamma protein. Gene Ontology annotation, biological process: anterior/posterior pattern specification; regulation of transcription by RNA polymerase II; regulation of neurogenesis. Gene Ontology annotation, cellular component: nucleus. Gene Ontology annotation, molecular function: DNA-binding transcription factor activity, RNA polymerase II-specific; RNA polymerase II cis-regulatory region sequence-specific DNA binding; protein dimerization activity. The record is from RefSeq and is a predicted model, not a curated record. The coding region runs from base 53 to 694 and encodes 213 amino acids. The transcript has a single exon. Lineage: Eukaryota; Metazoa; Arthropoda; Copepoda; Calanoida; Temoridae.